AAACUUAGUAUUGUUGUAGAUGCAGGAAGUUCUGGAUCAAGAAUUCAAAUAUAUUCUUGGCAAGAACAUAACAUUGUUAGGCAGGAUAAAAAUGAGAAAGAUCUUCAUGUAUUACCUAUGGCUCAGCAUGCUGAUGAGCAUGGAUUAAAUUGGUAA
Molecule: messenger RNA, 156 nt
Organism: Entrophospora sp. SA101
Lineage: Eukaryota; Fungi; Glomeromycota; Glomeromycetes; Entrophosporales; Entrophosporaceae
Source: the annotation of a GenBank genome assembly